AUGUGGACCUUCUUGGUGCUUACCCUUACCCUCGCUCUUAGGCUAUUCGAAGCGAACAAUGACACAGUAGGUGAAGAAAAGCUCGUUAUAGCCAGAGCUAAACUGCUGGCUCCCAGUGUGGUCGGAUGAAGCAUAAAGAAAAUGCCUGAGCUCUAUCAUUUUCUCAUGGAGCGAAUGGCUUUAUACCACAACUUGGAAUAUGAUUCAUCGGAAGAGAAGAAACCCCGUCUGAUAUUCUACAAUGAAAAGGAUGAGAUUGUUAAGACUGUUUCUGUGAAGAAAAUGAAGGCAGACGAGAUCAGCAGCUUGUUAGACUCACUCGGCUUCUACAAGAGGUCCAAGAAAGGGGAAGAGGUGCCAGAGGAGUUUCAGCAUUUUCCCCUGCGCGCCCCCAGGGACGAGCUGUGA
Pelmatolapia mariae (spotted tilapia) is the source of this 408-nucleotide messenger RNA. It is a transcript of the gene selenoe, whose product is annotated as selenoprotein e. NCBI's taxonomy places the organism in Eukaryota, Metazoa, Chordata, Actinopteri, Cichliformes, Cichlidae. The transcript is spliced from 4 exons. The record is from RefSeq and is a predicted model, not a curated record.